UUCUCUCCUGCUCCCUGCAAUUAACUGCCACGAAAUCCUCUCGUCGGCAGCAGGAGAAAAACGCUAUAGAGGCGCCGCCAACAGCUCGCCUCCCCCUUUUGAUUCGCUCCCCGUUCGCCGAUAUUACAGCUCAUUCCUUCCUACCAUGCCUUCAAUUGCAAUGGUGAACCAGUCGUCGGAGUCCGCUGACAAGAAGGAGAAGAGAAUGAAGAAAAUCGCUCUCGACGGAUUGGAAUCCGAGUCGGUGAAGAGUAAGAAGAAGAGCUCGAAGGUCUCUGAUCAGGAAGAGGACGGGUAUUCGGAGAAGAAGGAGAAGAAGAAGAAGGACAAAAAGAAGAGGAAGGCUGCGGAGAUCGAGAGCGAUGACGAGGAGAGGAGUGAGACGAGCUCGGAGCUGGGCGAGCCGGUGAAUUUGAAGUCGGAGAAGAAGGGUGAUAAGGGUAAGAAGGCGAAGGUUUCCGGCGGCGGCGAGGAAGAAGAAGAAGAGGAGGACGGUGAGGUUGAGGAGAUGAAGCCGGAGGAUCCUAACGCUGUGGCCAAUUUCCGCAUAUCGGAGCCGCUGAAGAUGAAGCUCAAGUCCAGGGGGAUUGAGGCGUUGUUCCCUAUUCAGGCGAGAACGUUUGAUGAUGUCUUCGAUGGUUGUGAUUUGGUCGGCAGGGCUCGUACUGGCCAGGGAAAGACGCUUGCUUUUAUAUUGCCCCUGUUGGAGUCUCUAGUUAACGGGCGUGCGAAAGCUUCCAGGAAGAUGGGAUAUGGCAGGCCACCGAGUGUUCUUGUCCUUCUACCUACGAGGGAGUUGGCCGUUCAGGUUUUUGAGGACUUUAAGGUCUAUGGCGAGGCAAUGGGUCUGACAUCUUGCUGUUUAUACGGUGGUUCUCCUUACAACCCCCAAGAAUCCAGUUUAAAAAGAGGGGUGGAUAUAGUGGUUGGAACACCUGGGCGCAUUAAGGAUCACAUUGAGCGGGGCAAUAUCAAUUUUAGCUCCUUGGUAUUCCGGGUCCUUGAUGAAGCUGAUGAAAUGCUCAGAAUGGGGUUUGUAGAGGAUGUGGAGCUUAUCCUAGGAAAAGUGGAAGAUGUCUCUAAAGUCCAGACACUUCUGUUCAGUGCUACCCUGCCUGAAUGGGUUAAACAUAUUGCUUCGAAGUUCCUUAAACCGUCCAAGAAAACCAUAGAUCUUGUUGGCAAUGAGAAGAUGAAGGCUAGUACCAAUGUAAGACACAUUGUCCUUCCAUGUUCUGCAUCGGCUAUACCUCAGUUAAUCCCAGAUGUCAUCCGCUGUUACAGCAGUGGUGGCCGUACUAUCAUUUUCACUGAGAAGAAGGAUACUGCUAAUCAACUUGCGGGCUUAUUGCCUGGGGCUCGUCCUUUGCAUGGUGACAUACAACAAUCUCAACGAGAGGUGACUCUUUCUGGGUUUAAGUCUGGCAAGUUCAUGACACUUGUUGCAACAAAUGUGGCUGCAAGGGGAUUGGAUAUCAAUGAUGUUCAAUUGAUCAUCCAGUGUGAACCUCCUCGCGAUGUUGAAGCUUAUAUUCAUCGAUCAGGACGUACAGGAAGAGCAGGCAAUACUGGGGUAGCUGUGAUGCUCUUUGAUCCUAGAAGGGCCAACAUUUCCAAGAUACAGAGGGAAGCCGGUAUAAAAUUUGAACAUGUAGCUGCACCUCAAGCUGCUGAUAUUGCCCAAUCUGUGGGUCUACAGGCAGCUCAGACGAUAACCAAGGUUUCAGACAGUGUGAUCCCUGCUUUUAAGGCUGCAGCUGAGGAACUUUUGAAUUCUUCUGGUAUGUCAGCUGUGGAUCUCCUUGCUAAAGCACUGGCAAAGGCUUCUGGUUAUACCGAGAUCAAGACUAGAUCACUUCUGAGUUCCAUGGAGAACCAUGUUACUCUUCUUCUUGAGGCCGGAAAACCAUUCUAUUCUCAAUCGUAUGCUUAUAGUACGCUGAAGAGAUUCUUGCCGGAGGCUAAGGUCGAGUCAGUGAAAGGGUUUUCACUCACACUUGACGGGCAAGGUGCCGUCUUUGAUGUGGCAGCGGAGGAUGUUGACACCUUCCUCGCUGGGGCGGAAAAUGCAGCUAACGUGAGCUUGGAGGUUGUGAAGACAUUGCCUCCCCUACAAGAAAGAGACCAGUCCAGGCCAAGAUUCGGUGGUGGCGGCGGUGGAGGCCGUGGGUAUGGUGGUGGCCAGGGUGGUGGCGGGUUCAGAUUUGGUGGCAGAGGUGGUGGCGGCAGAGGAGGUGGUGGUCGAGGUGGUUCCGGCGGUGGGUGGAGAGGUUCUUCGAAGAAAUGCUCAUUCCUUCCUACCAUGCCUUCAAUUGCAAUGGUGAACCAGUCGUCGGAGUCCGCUGACAAGAAGGAGAAGAGAAUGAAGAAAAUCGCUCUCGACGGAUUGGAAUCCGAGUCGGUGAAGAGUAAGAAGAAGAGCUCGAAGGUCUCUGAUCAGGAAGAGGACGGGUAUUCGGAGAAGAAGGAGAAGAAGAAGAAGGACAAAAAGAAGAGGAAGGCUGCGGAGAUCGAGAGCGAUGACGAGGAGAGGAGUGAGACGAGCUCGGAGUUGGGCGAGCCGGUGAAUUUGAAGUCGGAGAAGAAGGGUGAUAAGGGUAAGAAGGCGAAGGUUUCCGGCGGCGGUGAGGAAGAAGAAGAAGAGGAGGACGGUGAGGUUGAGGAGAUGAAGCCGGAGGAUCCUAACGCCGUGACCAAUUUCCGCAUAUCGGAGCCGCUGAAGAUGAAGCUCAAGUCCAGGGGGAUUGAGGCGUUGUUCCCUAUUCAGGCGAGAACGUUUGAUGAUGUCUUCGAUGGUUGUGAUUUGGUCGGCAGGGCUCGUACUGGCCAGGGAAAGACGCUUGCUUUUAUAUUGCCCCUAUUGGAGUCUCUAGUUAACGGGCGUGCGAAAGCUUCCAGGAAGAUGGGAUAUGGCAGGCCACCGAGUGUUCUUGUCCUUCUACCUACGAGGGAGUUGGCGGUUCAGGUUUUUGAGGACUUUAAGAUCUAUGGCGAGGCAAUGGGUUUGACAUCUUGCUGUUUAUACGGUGGUUCUCCUUACAACCCCCAAGAAUCCAGUUUAAAAAGAGGGGUGGAUAUAGUGGUUGGAACACCUGGGCGCAUUAAGGAUCACAUUGAGCGGGGAAAUAUAAAUUUUAGCUCCUUGGUAUUCCGGGUCCUUGAUGAAGCUGAUGAAAUGCUCAGAAUGGGGUUUGUAGAGGAUGUGGAGCUUAUCCUAGGAAAAGUGGAAGAUGUCACUAAAGUCCAGACACUUCUGUUCAGUGCUACCCUGCCUGAAUGGGUUAAACAUAUUGCUUCGAAGUUCCUUAAACCGUCCAAGAAAACCAUAGAUCUUGUUGGUAAUGAGAAAAUGAAGGCUAGUACCAAUGUAAGACACAUCGUCCUUCCAUGUUCUGCAUCGGCUAUACCUCAGUUGAUCCCUGAUGUCAUCCGCUGUUACAGCAGUGGUGGCCGUACUAUCAUUUUCACUGAGAAGAAGGAUACUGCUAAUCAACUUGCGGGGUUAUUGCCUGGGGCUCGUCCUUUGCAUGGUGACAUACAACAAUCUCAACGAGAGGUGACUCUUUCUGGGUUUAAGUCUGGCAAGUUCAUGACACUUGUUGCAACAAAUGUGGCUGCAAGGGGAUUGGAUAUCAAUGAUGUUCAAUUGAUCAUUCAGUGUGAACCUCCACGCGAUGUUGAAGCUUAUAUUCAUCGAUCAGGACGUACAGGAAGAGCAGGCAAUACUGGGGUAGCUGUGAUGCUCUUUGAUCCUAGAAGGGCCAACAUUUCCAAGAUACAGAGGGAAGCUGGUAUAAAAUUUGAACAUGUAGCUGCACCUCAAGCUGCUGAUAUUGCUCAAUCUGUGGGUCUACAGGCAGCUCAGACGAUAACCAAGGUUUCAGACAGUGUGAUCCCUGCUUUUAGGGCUGCAGCUGAGGAACUAUUGAAUUCUUCUGGUAUGUCAGCUGUGGAUCUCCUUGCUAAAGCAUUGGCAAAGGCUUCUGGUUAUACCGAGAUCAAGACUAGAUCACUUCUGAGUUCCAUGGAGAACCAUGUUACGCUUCUUCUUGAGGCUGGAAAACCAUUCUAUUCUCAAUCGUAUGCUUAUAGUACGCUGAAGAGAUUUUUGCCGGAGGCGAAGGUUGAGUCAGUGAAGGGGUUCUCACUCACACUUGACGGGCAAGGUGCCGUCUUUGAUGUGGCAGCAGAGGAUGUGGACACAUUCCUUGCUGGGGCGGAAAAUGCAGCUAACGUGAGCUUGGAGGUUGUGAAGACAUUGCCUCCCCUACAAGAAAGAGACCAGUCCAGGCCAAGAUUUGGCGGCGGCGGUGGAGGCCGUGGGUAUGGUGGUGGCCAGGGUGGUGGCGGGUUCAGAUUUGGUGGCAGAGGUGGUGGCGGAGGCAGAGGAGGUGGUGGUCGGGGUGGUUCCGGCGGUGGGUGGAGAGGUUCUUCGAAGAAAUGGUGAGCUCUAGUCCGAGUACAGGCUUUGACCCGUUUGAGUUCGACAUGUCAGGAGCAGGAGCUCGCGACCUGGAGUGCCGGGGGAUUAAUUGCUGAUGAUGACAACGAAAUCUUUCGAACUUAUUGUGCGUUUCUUGUCUUUAAAUUGGUUUGUAGCUGGCCAUUUUUAUUUUUUUUCUAAUUUUCUGGGGAUUUUUGAGCCUCUCCCCCUAUUUGUUGAGCAAUAUUCUGGUAAUGUAAGACGAAUAUCGAAGAAGUCUUAAUCUAAAUAUGAGAAGUAUUAUUAUUAGCUUUUAGUCUCUUCAUCACUUCAUGGACUGAAGUCGUAAACUGAAUCAGCAUCAGGUGAAGAGACGGAAAAGUCUAUUUUGCCUCAUCAAUUGCGUUGCAUGUCAUCUGAAGAGAAGAUUAUA
Molecule: messenger RNA, 4856 nt
Organism: Linum tenue
Lineage: Eukaryota; Viridiplantae; Streptophyta; Magnoliopsida; Malpighiales; Linaceae
Source: the annotation of a GenBank genome assembly